AGUGUGGUGAAUUUUUUUUCGAGAGAGUGCCACACGGUGCCACACGGUGGCUUCCAUCCGAACAUCCAAGCAUCGCAGUCAAGUUGAGUCCUUGCUGGCAGUCGGUCGUCUGGACGGGAAGAGCUCUACGUUCAACUUCUGUGUGUUAGCUCCGAGUAGAGUGUGUGCCGGCAAUGAAGUGAAUCUUCAGUCCUGGCCAUGCAGUCCCUCAAAACAUAACAUAACAAAACACCAAAUCAUCAUCACCCAAACAAUUUUUUUUAAAAACAAAGAUUGAAAAGUUGUGCCAAAGAAAACCAAAGAGUCAAGUGUCUGAAAUGUAAAUCAGCUGAAGAGUUCAACCCAAAUCAAAUCAAAAUUACAAAAAUCAUUGCCACGCGAGGAAAGUCCGUGAGAAACCUGCCCCAGAGAGAGAAAGAGGAACCGAGACCGAAACCGAACCCAAAACCAAAAAUCCAGACCAAAAUCAAAACAGAAGCCGGAAACCAUGUGGAUUAGUAGCCGCCUCUUCGUGAUUUGUUUGCUGCUCCAUCUUGAUGCAACCUGCAGUGAACCGUUUGAAACACAUCUGCGUGGUCCUGGAUUCGUGAUGGAGCCGCCGGGACGAGUGGAGUUCUCGAACUCCUCGGGCGGCUGGCUGGACUGCUCCGCCUCGGGUAGCCCGCAGCCCACCAUCGAUUGGGUGCACGCGGACGGUACUGCCGUUACCGAGAUCCACGGAGUGCGACGUGUCCUGCGGAACGGCACCCUCGUCCUGAUGCCGUUUGCGGCAGCUGCCUAUCACCAGGACAUCCACAAUACGAUCUACCGCUGCAUCGCCAGCAACUCCGUUGGGCGCAUUGUGUCCCGGGACGUGCAAGUGCGGGCUGUCGUGGCACAGGCCUACAAAGUGGAUGUGGAGGUCCUAUCCGCGUCGCGGGGCUGCACCGCCAUUUUGCGUUGUGUGGUGCCCACGUUUGUCAAGGAAUUGGUACGAGUGGUCUCGUGGGUUCAUGAACCCGCUAUCUACAUCUAUCCCUCGUUGCAAGGCGACGGAAAAUUCCAUUUGCUGCCCACUGGCGAGCUGCUCAUCCACAAUCUGCAGGAGAGCGAUGAAUCGCAGUCCUUCCGCUGCCGGAGCAUGCAUCGCCUGACCCGCCAGGUUGUCGUCAGCUCGCCCACACGACUACGUAUUAAUUCGCAUCGCGGCAUCAUUUCGCCGAGUGUGGUGGAGCACACGGCUCAUGUGCAGGUGUCGCAGGACGAGGGCGCGGUGCUGCUGUGCGUCGCUCAGGGCUGUCCUUCCCCCGAAUACAGCUGGUAUACCCACAACGGAGCCGGACCACUGCCCGUCCUGAGCGGCCCCCGGGUCCGACUGCUGGGCCCCAUCCUGGCCAUUGAGGCCGUCACGGGCGAGGACUCCGGCGUGUACAAGUGCACGGCCAGCAAUGUGGGUGGCGAGGCCAGCGCGGAGCUUCGCCUCACCGUGGCCACGCCCAUCCAAGUGGAGAUCUCGCCGAAUGUGCUCAGCGUCCACAUGGGGGGCACGGCCGAGUUCCGAUGCCUCGUGACCAGCAACGGCAGCCCCGUGGGCAUGCAGAAUAUCCUGUGGUACAAGGACGGGCGCCAGCUCCCUUCGUCGGGCCGCGUCGAGGACACACUGAUGGUGUCCCGCGUGAGCCGCGAGAAUCGGGGCAUGUACCAGUGUGUGGUGCGACGACCCGAGGGCGAUACUUUCCAGGCCACCGCCGAGCUGCAGCUGGGGGAUGCCCCGCCAGUGCUCCUGUACAGCUUCAUCGAGCAGACCCUGCAGCCGGGACCAGCUGUGAGCCUCAAGUGCUCUGCAGCCGGCAAUCCAACGCCGCAAAUUUCAUGGACACUGGACGGAUUUCCGCUGCCAUCAAACGGAAGAUUUAUGAUCGGACAAUACAUCACAGUGCAUGGCGAUGUAAUUAGUCAUGUUAACAUAAGCCACGUCAUGGUCGAGGAUGGCGGCGAGUACGCCUGCAUAGCCGAAAACCGUGCGGGUCGAGUGCAGCAUGCGGCCCGCCUGAAUAUAUAUGGUCUACCGUACAUUCGUCUGAUUCCAAAGGUGACCGCCGUCUCGGGCGAAACAUUGAAUCUGAAGUGCCCCGUGGCCGGGUAUCCCAUCGAGGAGAUCCACUGGGAGCGCGGCGGCCGGGAGCUGCCCGACGACAUACGACAGCGUGUGCAGCCGGACGGCUCGCUGACCAUCAGUCCCGUGCAGAAGAACUCCGAUUCCGGCGUGUACACGUGCUGGGCCCGGAACAAGCAGGGCCACAGUGCCCGGCGCAGCGGCGAGGUGACGGUCAUAGUGCCGCCGAGCAUAGAACCCUUCGCCUUCCAGGAGGGCCUGGCCGAGGGCAUGCGCACUCGCACCGUCUGCGGUGUGUCGCGGGGCGACGCGCCCCUGAAGCUCAUCUGGCUGAAGGACGGCGAGCCGCUGCCCGAUCUGCUGGGGGCCAAUGUGACCAUGCUAGAUCAGUACAGCUCGCUUCUGAGCAUUCCGUCGCUGUCGGCCACGCACUCCGGGGAGUACACGUGCGUGGCCAAGAAUCCGGCGGCCGAGAUCAAGUACACAGCUCUGUUGCAGGUCAAAGUGCCACCGCGCUGGAUUGUCGAGCCAGCGGACGCGAAUGUCGAGCGUAAUCGGCACAUUAUGCUGCACUGCCAGGCCCAGGGCGUUCCCACGCCCAGCAUUGUCUGGAAGAAGGCCACAGGCAGCAAAUCUGGAGAGUACGAGGAAGUUCGGGAACGUCCCUUCACCAAGCUCCUGGCCAACGGGUCGCUGCUGCUGCAGCACGUGAAGGAGGAUCGGGAGGGAUUCUAUCUGUGCCAAGCCAACAAUGGCAUCGGCACUGGCAUCGGAAAGGUCAUACAACUGAAAGUGAACUCCUCGCCGUACUUCUCCUCCACGUCCCGCUCGGUCACCGUGAAGAAGGGCGACACGGCGCUGCUGCAGUGCGCCGUGAGCGGCGACAAGCCGAUUAACAUCGUGUGGAUGCGCUCUGGCAAGAACACCCUUAACCCGUCGACCAACUACAAGAUAUCCGUCAAGCAGGAGGCCACUCCGGACGGAGUCUCUGCGGAGCUCCAAAUACGCACCGUGGACGCCACCGACAGUGGGCCGUAUUUCUGCAGGGCCAGCAAUCUCUACGGCAACGAUCAGCAGCUGGUGCAAUUGCAGGUCCAAGAGCCGCCACAGCCACCCAGCGUUCUGGAAGCGGCCAUGAUUAGCAGUCGAUCGGUGAACCUCAAGUGGCAGCCCAAAUCCCUGGGAACAGGGGAUGUGUCCAAGUACCUGGUGGAGUACCGGGAGGCCGAUCCAUUGUUCGUGGAACAGUGGCAGCAGCUGGAGGUCAAGGAUCCGCCCUCGUUUAACGCUUUGAUAGAGAACCUCAAGCCGGCUACGAAGUACGCCUUCAGGGUUAUAGCCGAGGGCAAUGCGGGACGCAGUGCACCCAGCCAGGAGCUGAUUGUCCGCACCGAGCCGCAGCGCCCAGCGGGCCCGCCUCUUAAUCUCUCCGCCAGACCUCUGUCCUCCACCGAGCUCCUGAUCAGCUGGGUGGCUCCGCUGCCAGAGCUCCGACACGGCGACAUCCAGGGCUACAAUGUGGGCUACAAGCUGGCCAGCUCCGGGAACACGGCCUACAACUUCACCUCCGUUUCGGGCGACGGCGAUGGUGGCAGCGGGGAGCUCCUACUGAGCGGACUGGCGAAGUUUGCCCGCUACAACGUCGUGGUGCAGGCCUUCAAUCAGGUGGGACCUGGACCCCUCUCCGAGCCAAGCGCUGCGCAGACUAUGGAAGAUGUACCCAGUCGUCCCCCGGAGGAUGUGCGCUGUGCCGCCCUGUCCUCGCAGUCGCUGCAGGUCUCCUGGCAGCCGCCUCCGAUAUACCACACGAACGGACUACUGCAGGGCUACAAGCUGGUCUUCGAGCCCAUCAUGGACGACAUUCUGCCCAGCAAGGACGAGGUGGAGUCCCGCAAGACAACGGCCCUGACAAUGGUGCUGACGGGUCUGCGAAAGUACACGAACUACAGCAUCCAGGUGCUGGCCCACACACGCAUGGGAGACGGAUCCGUGUCCAAGGCCCUGUUCUGUCACAGCGAGGAGGAUGUACCCGAGGCGCCGGCAGACAUCAAGGUGGUGGUGAGCUCCACGCAGUCGCUCUACAUCUCCUGGCUGCCGCCCACCGAACCCAAUGGAGUCAUCACCAAGUACAGUCUGUACACGCGUGUGGUCAAUGGCCGGGAGGAGCUGAACAACGAGAAGCGGAGCCUGCCGUCGCAGCAGCACUUCUACGAGUCGAAGGGCCUGCAUCCCCACAUGGAGUACCAGUUCUGGGUGACGGCCAGCACCCGCGUGGGAGAGGGUAAGAGCUCCAGGGUAGUCUCGCAGAUAACCACCAACCGUGUGCCGGCCAGGAUUAUCUCCUUCGGGGGCCCAGCAGUACGGCCCUGGCGCGCCACAGUCACGCUGCCCUGCACGGCGGUCGGCAAGCCCAAGCGUGAGUGGUUCAAGUCGGACGUGGCCCUCCGCCAAGGCGGCCUGCACAACUCGCAGCUGCUGGACUCGGGCGAUCUGAUCAUCAACAACCUCCAGCUGGCCGAUGGGGGCAACUACAGCUGUCAGGUGGAUAAUGGCAUUGGCACGGACCGCCUCACCCACACGCUGGUGGUGCAGGUGCCGCCCUCCGCUCCGGUCCUCUAUGUGACCAGCGCCACCUCCAGCAGCAUCCUGAUGCACUGGAAGUGCGGCUUCACCGGCAACGCCCCCAUCACUGGAUACACCCUGUUCUACCGCCGCGGCUCGGGUAACACGGACGAGAUGCAGCUCUCGCGGCACGCCUCCAGCCACGAACUGAAGGGAUUGGUCUGCGGCAGCACCUACCAAAUUCACCUGAGCGCCCAGAACAAAGUAGGCACCUCUCCCACCAGCAUCAUGCUGCACGUGCGCACCCAGGGCCAGGCCCCGGGCAUGCCCGCCUCCACGAGUCUGCUGGCCCCCAACUCCACGUCGGUGCUCAUCCGCCUCCACACCUGGCCGGACAAUGGCUGCCCCCUGAUGUACUUUGUGCUGCAGUACCGCGCCAUGACUGACGAUCCCGAAACGGAGUGGGUGCUAGUGUCCAAUGCCCUGAAACCGCAGCGACGCGUUGUGGUGCCCAAUCUGCAGCCGUCGACGCUCUAUCAGAUGCGCAUGGAGGCUCACAAUGUGGCCGGGGCAUCGCAGGCGGAGUUCUCGUUCGUGACCCUGACCAAGGACGGCGACCCACCGCCGCCGGAGAUCGUGCAGCGCGGCCAGCGAGGUCCGACCGUCUUCUAUGGAAACAUCAACCUGCUGAUACCCAGCAUAGCGGCGCUCUCGGGCAUGAUCUGCACCAUCGCCAUGGUCAUCAUUUGCUACAGGCACAAGCAAAGCAACCAAAUACAAAAGGAGUCGCUGGAGAAUCGUGCCAAUUCGGAGGCAGCGCAGCGUGAGCGCUACUACGCCACCAUCCACAAGGUGUCCAUGCAGAACAAUGACAAGAUUCCAGAAACCUCCGAGGACAUCUCGCCGUAUGCCACAUUCCAGCUGUCGGAGGCGGGCAAUAUGUCCCAGCCGCACCACAGCGGGCCGGCCAACACGCUGCUGCACUCGUUCAUGUACCACGAGAGGGCCUUGGCCGAGGGCUGUUCAUCGCCACCACCAGCUGCGUCGAAGAACCGAAGACGCCACUCGCGCAAGACAGAGCCGGAGAGCGAGGAGUCGGAGUCGGACCAGGACCAGCUGACCUCCAGUCGCACCGAGUCCUCCAACCAGCACGAGGGCAAGAUCAAGCACAGCAUCAUCUACCAUGGAGCACAAUCAAGCACAUCCUCCGACCUGUCGCCAAUGUCCGAGCAAAAGUCACUGCCACGACGCGGUCGCUCCAGGGCUGGCAUCCUGCGAACGCUGCAUCCGCUCCAGCUGCAGGCCGAGUGCACUCCCGGUGCCUUCCACCACGCCGAGGAGGGGCUGGGCGAGCGCAUCGAGCUGGCAGAGGUGGAGUGCGAUGUGGACACGAUCAAGAAGCUAAAGCUCGGCCAGCGAUCCUCGCUCUGGUCGCGCCCCUCCUCCACCACAUCCCAGUUGCAGCAGGAGCACCAACAGCAGCAGCAGCAGCAGCAGCAGCACCAGCAGCAGCAGCAGCAACGCCAACAGCAGCAGCCACCACACAAGAGGGCGCAUUCCAAGUCGCCGCAACCGCAGCAACAGCAGCCAUUGCAACAACCACGCCCACAACAACAUUCACCCGCUCCAGGCCAGAAAUUGCUUAGCGAGAAAUCGGAUUACUCGAUAUCCGUCUGAGACAUUGGUAAGAUCUGAUCCCAGGAUCAGCACAUAGGAUGAGGCCCCGCCCCGAGGCAAUAGCAGGAAAAAGUAGGGAAUUGAGCUAUUCCGCAGCCGGGCCGUUUUUUUGUACAUUUUAUAAUGCAUUUUUUAUCUUGCCCAGAAACCCUGAACACCCUGAACACCCUUAACUCCCUGAACCCUGAGCCUCCUCUCACCCGGUUGACCCCGUAACCAGUUUGCCAAUCCAAAACCUCACGAAACCUCCCUCCCCCCCAGUCACACAAUGACACAGUGAAAACUUUCGGACAAUCAAUAUCAAAAUUCUGCACAACCAUCCAAAACGAGAAUACUCAAAAAAAACACAUCCCAUUGCAAUCUCUCUCCUACCCCGUAUAUAGAGGUCAUAAUCGUACUCGUAAUCGUACUCGUACCCACAUACUAUAUCUAAGUAUUAACGAUUGUGCAUGCCCGUACGUAUGUACAUACAUACUCGUACUCGUACUCAUAUAUACAUAUAUAUAUAUGUAUGUAUAUGGCAUGUGUCCAGAACCCAGGUCAGUUGUCGAACUUCCACAAAUGUUGUAUGUACAUACAUAUACUAACGUAGUCUUUUAAGCAUACCUAUUAACAUCUAAUAACAACUAAUGCGUGUAUCACUCGAAACUGUAACUCAAACUACUAACUGCAAAAAACAAAACAAAAAAAAACAACUCAACUAUCGAAUACUAGCUUGGUAUUGUAGAGGUAUCAAAUUGUACUCGUACCGUACCCGAACUGUCUUUCAUCGUGUGUACUCGUACUCGUACUGAAUAAUUUUUUUUAUAGGCUGCUACUCCUAAGUAGUGCUGUGGGUUUGAGUUUUUAGCGCUAGCAUCGGGCGAAAGCGAGGAAUCUAAGACAUAACUCAGAUCUAUGCUGUGUACAAAUUUAUAUGUAUUGGAUAUUUACGAUUUACGAUUAUAAAUGUAUGUGGGUGUGUAUGAAUGUCUAAAUAAUGCUCACACAUAUGUAUAUGUAUGUACGUAUGUAUAUGCACACCGAGAUAUACAAAAGCGAAGGAUCUACUUAUCUAGUUGUUAGCGAAUCUACAUAUUGAUAUAUUUUGUAAAUAACCAAAAGGCAACCACGUAAAUGGACUGACAAUGAUGCAUGCAUGACAUGACUCCAAGGAAACCAACAGAAAUCACAAUGAACAUGUUAACUAAAUGUAGCUCGAAGUACAUAUGUGCAUACGUAUGUACAUAUGGUAUAUAGUAGGUAACAUAUGUACAAUGUCGAGUGUGUCGCCAGCUGAAGCAGUAUUCAUAUAUAAUAUGACACGAUUAGUGUUUCCAUUACAGUAACUGUCGUUCGUCUAGUUGUAGAUAAUUUUUUUUAAAAAGAAUGAAAAGAAUGUGAAGCGAAAGUAGAAUCAAAUACCAAAUCGUAAUCAAACUUUGAAAUAUUACAAAACACUCAAUCAAGAGGCAGCAGCAGUACAGAACGCCAAGUUAAGAGCAGACAAGCAAACUACAAAUUAAUAUAACUCUUAGUUUGUAUCGAAUAAUCCACAUAAUACGAGUACAUAGCUGUAUUUUAACUAGUCUACGAAUACAUAAGAAAUCCAUAUACCAAAUACCACAUACCACAACCGCAGCCAGAAUUAAAUAAGGAACAGAUCAGACCCCUUUCGGAACCAUGUGCCAAAAUUUGUUUUUAGACAAAGCUCUCUUAAAUUAUACAAUACCAGUACAAUAAAUAAGUAAGCCACUAAAUCCACAA
Drosophila persimilis is the source of this 8080-nucleotide messenger RNA. It is a transcript of the gene Dscam2, whose product is annotated as Down syndrome cell adhesion molecule-like protein Dscam2. NCBI's taxonomy places the organism in Eukaryota, Metazoa, Arthropoda, Insecta, Diptera, Drosophilidae. Gene Ontology annotation, molecular function: protein binding. The coding region runs from base 488 to 6334 and encodes 1948 amino acids. The record is from RefSeq and is a predicted model, not a curated record. The transcript is spliced from 22 exons. Gene Ontology annotation, biological process: cell-cell adhesion.